Pongo pygmaeus (Bornean orangutan) is the source of this 4739-nucleotide messenger RNA. RefSeq names its product 5-hydroxytryptamine receptor 2A (gene HTR2A). NCBI's taxonomy places the organism in Eukaryota, Metazoa, Chordata, Mammalia, Primates, Hominidae. Gene Ontology annotation, molecular function: G protein-coupled serotonin receptor activity; neurotransmitter receptor activity. The transcript is spliced from 4 exons. Gene Ontology annotation, biological process: chemical synaptic transmission; response to xenobiotic stimulus; phospholipase C-activating serotonin receptor signaling pathway. Gene Ontology annotation, cellular component: dendrite; plasma membrane. The coding region runs from base 815 to 1942 and encodes 375 amino acids. The record is from RefSeq and is a predicted model, not a curated record.
CCUGAGCCCCUGUGGCCAAUGUCUGUAAUUCCACUCUGGACACAAACACUGUUGGCUUUGGAUGGAAGUGCCGGACACUCACAGCACUCCGAGGACAUACUGUUUUCCAGCCUAUUUUAUGUUCUCUCUUCACCCUUCAGCCUAAAAAAUUACCACAGUGCCACUUACCUACCUUAAUGGGAAUCUGCACAAAAGGCCAUUUCUCCAGUUUCUCUCAAAAGCAAAGGAAAACUUCCCAAUAUUAAUAUGUAGCAAAAAGAAGGAGAAGAAAAAGCCUAUUUGGUCCGCCCUUCUGGCUGUUGGUACCUUGCAGCUUAUGACAUACACAUAGAGGGAGGUCUGAUGAAAUGAACCAGGCAGUCAGAGAGCUACUCCAUUCCCGUGGAAACCAGGAGUCCCUUGGUGCAGACAGCUUUUCCUACUUUCCCAUGCAGUUCUUUUGUGCGACUUUGAGGGGCUCGUGAACGAUUUCUAAAUGUGUGCCUGCUGAGGCGAGCCGCACAGGGAGGGAGGAACCCAGCCGAGCCGUGCCAGAGGAAGCCAACAGGAUCCUAGCAGUGCGGGAGCUGGCUCAGCUCUUGUAUGCAGUUUUUGAAGUCAGCAAAACAGAAACCAAAUUACUAUCAUAUUAUGCUGGUGGAAGAUCAAGAAGAGGGGACUCUACACCAGUUUAAUUACUGUGAGAGAUGCAGCGAGUCACAGAAUAACAAAUGUAUCUCAUGUGUGGACCCUGAAGACAAAUGAAAAAAACUGGUCUGCUUUAUUGACGGCCGUAGUGAUUAUUCUAACUAUUGCUGGAAACAUACUCGUCAUCAUGGCAGUGUCCCUAGAGAAAAAGCUGCAGAAUGCCACCAACUAUUUCCUGAUGUCACUUGCCAUAGCUGAUAUGCUGCUGGGUUUCCUUGUCAUGCCCGUGUCCAUGUUAACCAUCCUGUAUGGGUACCGGUGGCCUCUGCCGAGCAAGCUUUGCGCAGUCUGGAUUUACCUGGACGUGCUCUUCUCCACGGCCUCCAUCAUGCACCUCUGCGCCAUCUCGCUGGACCGCUACGUCGCCAUCCAGAAUCCCAUCCACCACAGCCGCUUCAACUCCAGAACUAAGGCAUUUCUGAAAAUCAUUGCUGUUUGGACCAUAUCAGUAGGUAUAUCCAUGCCAAUACCAGUCUUUGGGCUACAGGACGAUUCGAAGGUCUUUAAGGAGGGGAGUUGCUUACUCGCCGAUGAUAACUUUGUCCUGAUCGGCUCUUUUGUGUCAUUUUUCAUUCCCUUAACCAUCAUGGUGAUCACCUACUUUCUAACUAUCAAGUCACUCCAGAAAGAAGCUACUUUGUGUGUAAGUGAUCUUGGCACACGGGCCAAAUUAGCUUCUUUCAGCUUCCUCCCUCAGAGUUCUUUGUCUUCAGAAAAGCUCUUCCAGCGGUCGAUCCAUAGGGAGCCAGGGUCCUACACAGGCAGGAGGACUAUGCAGUCCAUCAGCAAUGAGCAAAAGGCAUGCAAGGUGCUGGGCAUUGUCUUCUUCCUGUUUGUGGUGAUGUGGUGCCCUUUCUUCAUCACGAACAUCAUGGCUGUCAUCUGCAAAGAGUCCUGCAAUGAGGAUGUCAUUGGGGCCCUGCUCAAUGUGUUUGUUUGGAUCGGUUAUCUCUCUUCAGCAGUCAACCCACUAGUCUACACACUGUUCAACAAGACCUAUAGGUCAGCCUUUUCACGGUAUAUUCAGUGUCAGUACAAGGAAAACAAAAAACCAUUGCAGUUAAUUUUAGUGAACACUAUACCGGCUUUGGCCUACAAGUCUAGCCAACUUCAAAUGGGACAAAAAAAGAAUUCAAAGCAAGAUGCCAAGACAACGGAUAAUGACUGCUCAAUGGUUGCUCUAGGAAAGCAGCAUUCUGAAGAUGCUUCUAAAGACAAUAGCGACGGAGUGAAUGAAAAGGUGAGCUGUGUGUGAUAGGCUAGUUGCCGUGGCAACUGUGGAGGGCACACUGAGCAAGUUUUCACCUAUCUGGAAAAAAAAAUAAGAGAUUGGAAAAAAUUAGACAAGUCUAGUGGAACCAACGAGCAUAUCUGUAUGCCUCAUUUUAUUCUGUCAAUGAAAAGUGGGGUUCAAUGCUACAAAAUGUGUGCUUGGAAAAUGUUCUGACAGCAUUUCAGCUGUGAGCUUUCUGAUACUUAUUUAUAACAUUGUAAAUGAUAUGUCUUUAAAAUGAUUCACUUUUAUUGUAUAAUUAUGAAGCCCUAAGUAAAUCUAAAUUAACUUCUAUUUUCAAGUGGAAACCUUGCUGCUAUGCUGUUCAUUGAUGACAUGGGAUUGAGUUGGUUACCUAUUGCUGUAAAUAAAAAUAGCUAUAAAUAGUGAAAAUUUUAUUGAAUAUAAUGGCCUCUUAAAAAUUAUCUUUAAAACUUACUAUGGUAUAUAUUUUGAAAGGAGAAAAAAAAGACACUAAGGUCAGUGUUAUAAAAUCUGUAUUGCUAAGAUAAUUAAAUGAAAUACUUGACAACAUUUUUCAUUCCUGCUUUUUCAUAGAUACCAUUUGGAAAUAUUCACAAGGUUGCUGGCAUUUGCUGCAUUUCAAGCUAAUUCUCAGAAGUGAAAAAGAUUUCAAAUGUUAUUCAAUAACUAUUGCUGCUUUCUCUUCUACUUCUUGUGCUUUACUCUGAAUUUCCAGUGUGGUCUCGUUUAAUAUUUGUUCUUCUAGGUAAACUAGCAAAAGGAUGAUUUAACAUUACCAAAUGCGUUUCUAGCAAUUGCUUCUCUAAAACAGCAUUAUCGAGGUAUUUGGUAACUUGCUGUGAAAUGACUGCAUCAUGCAUGCACUCUUUUGAGCAGUAAAUGUAUAUUGAUGUAACUGUGUCAGGAUUGAGGAUGAACUCAGGUUUCCGGCUACUGACAGUGGUAGAGUCCUAGGACAUCUCUGUAAAAAGCAGGUGACAUUCCUAUGACACUCAUCAGGUAAAUUGAUGCUUUCAGAUCCAUUGGUUUAUACUAUUUAUUAAAACCAUUCUGCUUGGUUCCACAAUCAUCUAUUGAGUGUACAUGUAUGUGUGAAGCAAAUUUAUAGAUAUAAGAAAUAUAAAAAUAAUUAAAACAAAAUCCUUGCCUUUAAACGAAAUGGCUCUGCCAGGCACGGAGGCUCAUGCGUGUAAUCCUAGCACUUUGGGAGGCUGAGAUGGGAGGAUCACUUGAGGCCAAGAGUUUGAGACCAACCUGGGUAACAAAGUGAGACCUCCCUGUCUCUACAAAAAAAAAUCAAAAAAUUAUCUGAUCCUGGUGGCACACAACUGUGGUCCCAGCUACACGGGAGGCUGAGACACAAGGAUCACUUGAGCCCAGAAACUCAAGGCUGCAGUGAGCCAAGUUCACACCACUGCCAUUUCCUCCUGGGCAACAGAGUGAGACCCUAUCACAAAAAAAAAAAAAAAAGAAAGAAAGAAAGAAAAUGACUAAACUGAAAUGGUCUUAGUCAAAAAAUAUAAACAGACUUAUUUUUAGAAUCCUUUCAACUUAUUUCCUUCUUACCUGGUUCAGAAACAAGUUUGUUUCAACUGUGAGAGUAGUUUUAAAAAUAUGUUUUCCUGAUUGGUUACCAAUAAACACCAAACAAAUAAAGGAGGGGGAAAAUAUCACUUGAGGCUUAACAUUGCAAUUAAUUUAGAAAUGUGCACCUCAAUCUCAAGCCAAUUUAUAACUACCAUAGUUUUGAGCAAAAUUUUUCUUCUAUUUCUCCAAAAACUCACUCAUUUCAGUAUUACUCAUUGACACUGGGCUCCCUAAUAGAAAAGCAGAUAUUAUAAUAUUUCAUUGAAAUGGUUACUAAAGAGAAAAAGAGAUUAACAACAGUUAAUCCACCUUGAUAUUAUAACACUCAAGGUUAAAUUGCAUGUUGUUAUUGGAAUCAAUGUUAGAUAUAUGAUUAAAAUGCUGAAGAAUUUCUAUUGAAUGAGAAAUAGUUUUUUCCCUAAACAUUUGGAAAAAAAUACAGAUUUGAAAACUAAAGAAUGUGGGAAGUGUCAUUGUGUAAUUUGGAAAUGCAUAAAAUUCUCAUUAUGUCCUCAUAGAUAUGUUGAAAGAUGGUUCACUAUUUCAAAGACAGAAUGUAUAAUAUGCUGCUAGUACCAAGGCUGCAUUUGAACUGAACUACUCCUUAUGAUGAUACCGCACUAACUGAUGAAAAUAUAAAUGUUAAGAUGUCUCUGCUCUAAUGUAUUUUGCCUUCACUUACAACUCUGCACAUUUCAUUAUAUAUUAGGGAAAAGAUUACAGAUUCUACCCCCAUAUACUCAAUCUUGAUCAGAAUGAACAUUAAUGUUGCCUGAUAGAUGUCUUUUGACUACCUAUAUAUCACAAACGUGUAUGUGUUUUUUUCUUCCAUAAGUAUCUAUUCAAGUGUAUACUGUAUAGGCAAAUGUGUAGCUGUAUAUAUGUACAGACAUGUUCUCAUGCACUUUAUUCAAUAUUUAUAUAUUUAUAUGGACGAAAAGCAAGUCAAUGAAAACACUCAGUAUAUACACAUGUGUGCAUGUUUGUAUCAUGUUUAUUUAAAUGUGAAUUCAUGUUCUAAUAUUUCUAUGACCUUCCAUUUCUGCAAAGCAGAUUAAAGUGUAACAAAAAUAUCAGCUCUUUAAAUAAACUGGAAGUUAAUCUAAUUUUGUGGAAGAACUUUAAGACAAGUCUAUGAGGGUGACGAAAACAAUGGUCCACAUAUAUACUUUCUUGAUCCUAAAUAAAAUGGUACCUUUGGGCCCUU